Diaporthe batatas is the source of this 252-nucleotide messenger RNA. RefSeq lists its product as uncharacterized. Lineage: Eukaryota; Fungi; Ascomycota; Sordariomycetes; Diaporthales; Diaporthaceae. The transcript has a single exon. The record is from RefSeq and is a predicted model, not a curated record. Bases 1 to 252 code for a protein of 83 amino acids.
AUGUCUCCCACUUACACCAUGUCUGCACACCUGUGCAAGCAGAUUGCUGCAUCCUGGAAGGAGAUCAGGCACCCGCUCGAGCCUGCCGGCACUGGCGCCCACUUCCCCUCCAGCUUCCCGCGCGCCUCUUCUCCAACCGGCUCCGACACGGGCAAGCGCUCCAUGGACAGUGACCGGAGCGACUCCUCGGCCCCCUCCAUGACCCGAACUGCGUCCAACUCGAGCUCGACCUGGAAAUGGAGCACGCGAUAA